UGCGGUAAUGACCGCAGCGUGUAGAGCAGGAAGCUGAUCAGCUGGAAUAGAGCACAGGAAAGUGACAGGAAAGUCUGAGUCGGACAUCAGAGGGGAGAGAUCACGUGUAACUGGGGACCAUGACGACAGAGGUGGGAUCUGAAACGGAGGUGAAAAAAGAGCCGGAGAAGGCGGAGGAGCAGCCUGCAGAACCUGAACCACCAGCCACCAACCAGACAGACGAGGUCAAGGCCGUUGAGGCCGCCGAGCAGUCCAACGAAAGCCCCGCUCUGGCCACAGACUCAGCAGAGGCAAAGGAGAACCAGGAGGCGGCCCAGCCUGCCGACAACGCCACAGGACCGGAGGGAGAGGAGCCCCCAGCCUCACCACCAGCUUCAGAGAAGAAAGGCAUCUCAAGGUUCCUCCCUCCAUGGCUUAAGAAGCAGAAGUCUCAGAGUGCAGUGGGACCAAAAGAGAGCCAGGUGACGCCCAAGGAAGAGGGAGGUGUGGUUCUGGUGAAGGAGGAGGGUGAGAAGGCGGAGCAGGCCGAAGCAGAGCAGACAUCAUCGACGACAGCAGCUGAGCCACAGGUUGACGAAGAGCAAGUGAACGGCGAGGCGGAGCCAGAACAGAAAGAGGAAGUGAAUUCAGAGGAACCAGCGGAGAAUCAUUCCACUGGCAGUGCAGAAACUCAGCCGGCUAAGGAGGAGAAAGCAUCAGAGAAAUCUCAGGAGAAGAGUGCAGCGGAGGAGGAGAAAAAAGAGACAGAGAAAGGAGGAGAGGAGAAGAAAGACCAGGAAGAGAACUUGAAGCCCGAGGGAGGACGUUAUUUUAUCAAGUCGCCGCUGAAACUGACCAAGAAGGUGAAGAUGGUAAUGUGUCAUGUGACCAUUCUGGAUGGAAGCCAGUUCCCCUGCGAGGUGGAGAAACGGGCCAAAGGCCAGUACCUGUUUUUCAAAGUGUGUGAAGCCCUGAACCUACUGGAGAAGGACUAUUUUGGGUUGAGUUACAAAGACAACGCAGACCAGACGUGCUGGCUGGACCCUACAAAGGAGAUCAAACGUCAGAUCUGCAAUACCUCCUGGCAGUUAGCGUUCAAUGUCAAGUUCUACCCUCCUGAUCCAGCCCAGCUGACCGAGGAUAUUACCAGAUAUCUCCUGUGCCUUCAGCUCCGGCAGGACAUAGCUUCGGGGCGUCUACCCUGCUCCUUCGUCACCCACUCUCUGCUGGGUUCCUACUCCCUGCAGGCCGAGCUGGGAGACCACGACCCCGAUGAGCAACGCCUCGACUACAUCAGCGACUUCCAGUUUGCCCCCUCACAGACUAAGGAGAUGGAGGAGAAGGUGGUGGAGCUCCACAAAACUCACAGGGGGAUGACUCCUGCUCAAGCAGAUACCCAGUUCUUAGAAAACGCCAAGAAGUUGUCGAUGUAUGGCGUCGAUCUCCACCAUGCCAAGGACUCUGAGGGAGUGGACAUCAUGUUGGGAGUGUGUGCCAAUGGCCUGCUGAUCUACAAAGACCGACUCCGCAUAAACCGCUUUGCCUGGCCAAAAAUCCUCAAGAUCUCCUACAAACGUAGCAACUUCUAUAUCAAAAUCAGGCCGGGAGAGACGGAGCAGUUUGAGAGCACCGUGGGCUUCAAGCUGCCCAACCACCGCUCUGCCAAGAGGGUCUGGAAGGUCUGCGUGGAGAAUCACACCUUCUUCAGGUUGAUGACUCCAGAAGCGCCCACUAAAGCGAAGUUCCUCACACUGGGCUCUAAGUUCCGCUACAGUGGGCGGACCCAGGCCCAAACACGACAGGCCAGCACCCUCAUCGACAGGCCGGCACCCUACUUCGAGCGCACCUCCAGCAAGCGCAUCUCACGAAGCCUGGAUGGAGCUCCAGUGAUCAACGUGAUCGAUGCCCAGGACUCGGCCCCCACCUCUGUGGGGAACGGCAGGGAGCCUUGCCUGGAACUCUCCUCUGACUCCUCCAAGAGCGGAAAGUUGAGAGUGCAGGGGGAAAAUAUAUAUGUCAGACAUAGCAAUUUAAUGUUGGAGGACCUGGAUAAGACUCAGGAGGAUGUUUUGAAACAUCAGGCUAGCACUAGCGAGUUAAAGCGCAGUUUUAUGGAGGCCACCCCUGAGACGCGUCCCAGUCAAUGGGAAAAGCGCCUCACUGCCAGCCCGGCUACCAGCUUGCGUCUGCAGGCCCAAGGGAGGAGCCCCCCACCCACAACCCAGGAGCCUCUCCCUGACCUCACAGUGGACACGGUCUCUAAGAGUUCAGAUGACAAACAGAAAUCAGACAAGACAACGUUGCAGGCAGCAGAGGUUGAGAUAGAAGAGACAGUAGUCGUCGAGGAGAUCAGGGUGGCACCCAAAGGCUCCGUUGUCAUCACCACCCCCGAGGUGGUGGUCACCCCUGUCGCCGUGGAGACAGAGGUCGAGAAGCCCAAAGAGGAAGUGAUGGAGGUGAAGGAGGAAGUUAAUGAGGAGCAGAAGAGGCCUGUGAGCGUGUCCUCGGACAGCCACAGUGAGAGCGAGGAGGAGGCAGGGGAGUACCACCCCCAGGUCACUGUCAGCGCCUCAGUGGACAAGAUCAAAGAAGAGCCUGAGGAAGAGGAGGAGGAAGCGGUAGACCAUGAAGAACCAGAGCAAGUCGCAGAUCCCGAACCACUCCCAGAGGUUGAGGUAGAGGCCAUGCCUUCCCCUGCAGUAGUGGAAGAAACCCCUAUGGCAGAGCCAGAGACGGCCCUUGUGGCAGAGGAGAGCACCGAGGACAUCCUGGUUACCCUCGACGAGGCCCCUAACGGGCAUGCUGAGGACCAGCCUGGCCUGGUGGCUAUGGAAGAAGAAGAGGAGGAGGAGCCCAGAGUCAACGGGGACGCGUCUCACGCUGAGACGGAGCGCAUUCCUCGGGUUAUUUGUUGCUCUGAGCCACCUGUGGUGAAGACCGAGAUGGUGACCAUCUCAGACACGUUUGCGGCCCAGAAGACUGAGAUUACCACUAAGGAGGUUCCCAUCGUGCACACAGAGACAAAGACCAUCACUUACGAGGCUGCACAGCUGGACGGCAGUGGAGACGGUGAACCAGGCAUUCUCAUGACCGCCCAAACCAUUACCUCUGAGUCGCUGUGCACCACCACCACCACACACAUCACCAAGACAUUAAAAGGCGGUCUCUCAGAAACCAGGAUCGAGAAGCGCAUUGUCAUCACCGGCGACUCCGACAUCGACCACGAUCAGGCCUUGGCCCAGGCUAUAAAGGAAGCCAAAGAGCAGCACCCUGACAUGUCAGUGACCCGGGUGGUGGUCCACAAAGAGACAGAGCUGGCCGAUGAGGGUGAGGACUGAGGCGCCAGAGCUGAAGAGCCUGUGAAGUUCAUACAUGGAUGUUUGAGAAACUCCUGUCAUCUCCCAAACCGAGAGUCAACCUGGUGAGAAGACAAGGCGAAGACAACCCAGAGGCUGAACUCCUGUGUGUUUCAUCGCACGACUUCCUUUUUAUCACUCAGAAGAGAACCACUUAGCUAACAUUUGUAGUGUGUUUUUAUUCUUAGGUGCUUUUUGCUAAAAGAAGAAAAAAUGGCUAUCAUUAUUAAAACCAGAUAGGAUAUAUCAAGUGGUAAUGUUUAUUGUUGAGUAGUAUUCACAUUCCUAGUAUGUACAGACAGUGGUGUUAUGAGAAAGUACAUUUCAAUAUCCAGCUUCCUGGAUCUGUAUGAGGACAGGAAGUAAGACUAGGUGGAUAUAUUAGCUUUGGACCUAGUCUUGUUCCAUGUUGUCUUAGAGCCAGAUGUUUAUCAGUUUUUUUUGGGGGGGGGGGGAGAACAGCAAAUUAAUUUAAUUGGGUGAGUUUCCAAGGGACCAGCAAAGGGUGACGCACUGUGUCAUUUUGUACAUUGCAAUAUAGUGCCAACACAUGUUCUUCUCUAUGCAGUCAAAACUGAAGCAUUCCAUUAAAGUGCAGGUGCUUUUCCAAUACCUCCCUCAGAAAAAAAAAAAAACUGUCAAAAAUAAAAAGCUUGGAACUUUUUGUUUUCUGUGACUUUCUGGCAUCAUUAAUCAUAAAUAUAUUUGUAGAACAGUUUUUUGUCUUUUAAACUUUUUUUGUAUUUAUCUGUAAACUGAUUUACUGUAGAUGUUGAUGAGGUGUGUUUGCCCCUUUUUAAAUAUUUGUAAUAUAUUUCAGAGGUUUUUUGACCGCUAAAAGAAACACAAUUGCCACCAUUUUAAUAUUUUCCUGUAGAUAAAAGAGAUUGCUGCCUCAUGCCUAGUGCUCUCUGCAGUCUGACCAACCCCACCAAACCCAAUGACGGCAUCAAUUAGCUCUUUGGACCAUGUGUAUAGCAGAUCAUCUCAGAUUUUCAGCAGCUUGAAAAUUGUUUUCCCCCCUCCACCACAGCCACCUACCCCUCUGUGUAACACUGAAAUAAACAUUUGUUAUUCUCUAA
Messenger RNA from Salvelinus namaycush (lake trout), 4417 nucleotides. Its product is annotated as band 4.1-like protein 2. Bases 120 to 3317 code for a protein of 1065 amino acids. Gene Ontology annotation, molecular function: structural molecule activity; actin binding. Gene Ontology annotation, cellular component: cytoskeleton; plasma membrane. NCBI's taxonomy places the organism in Eukaryota, Metazoa, Chordata, Actinopteri, Salmoniformes, Salmonidae. Gene Ontology annotation, biological process: cortical actin cytoskeleton organization. The transcript is spliced from 21 exons. The record is from RefSeq and is a predicted model, not a curated record.